AUGAAUGCAAUUAUCUCAAUGAUAGCAACUGCUCUUGCCUCCUUUAACUUAAAAGAAGAGUUUCAGGCCUAGGUUUUUUACAUGAAUUAUGACCCAUUGAAUAAACCAAUUAGUGAUAAGAUUUAAUUCUUGCAAGAAGUUUGGAUUGCUGCAAAUGAACUUGGAUUUUGCAUUUAUCCUGCUGCUGUCCUUCAUAGCGCUCUAUUUAUCAAUCCUUAUCUUGAGACUAUUGGAAUAGAUGAAAGAUUCAAGCAUGUUGUAAGUCCAGAAAGACUUAAAACUGGAUUCAAACAUAUGGAUAAGCCUUCUCAAGACUAGAUUCCUUAUGUAUCUCAUCAUGUAUGGCUAACUAAUCCAAAGAAUCCAAAAGAAAUGCUUUCAUAAACUGAUGGAUAUCAUUUAAUAGGAUACGACUUUCAUUUGAAUGUAACAUAUACAACAUUGACUAAACACAACUUCACAACAUAUCUCUGGACAAAUAAAAUUGAUGCAAUUCCUGAAACAUAAAAAUGGGCUCAAAAGCAAGGGAUUAUAAUGAGAGAGCUUUCAGAAUUUGAGAGUAUGGAAGAGCAUAGGCCAGUUUUAGAGGAAAUCGACCGAGCUAUUGAAUAGAAAAAUUAUGCUGGAGGUGCUGAUAUUGCUAGACUUUUGAUUUUGUAUGAAAUUGGAGGAUUGUACACUGACCAGGAUCAUCAGAUAAUUUAAUAUGAUCCACUUCUCAACAAAUUGAAUCUUUUUUUCUACGAAUAUACUAAUGUCGGAUACCACACUAUUGAAAAUUCAAUGAUAGGAGCAAGUCCAAAGAAUAAGUAUAUCUUAGAGGCUAUGAGGGCUAUUAUUCGCACAAGGCAAGGUGAGGUUAUUCCUCAUUUUGAGUCAAUCUGUUUAUAGUAAUCUGAGCGUUAUAUUCACUUUGUGUCUGGACCGUAAAGAAUGUCAAGGGUGUUCAAUUAGAUGUUAAUUAACGGUGACUUAGAUGAUUAGUUGUAUUUAGUAUUGGAUGAGAAAAUCACAUUCGAUGGAUGGGAUUACACUAAUAGUAGAUAUGGAAAAAAGUACAAUGAUGUAGUUUUCAAAGAUGGAACGCAUAGACUAUCAGUUCAAUUUAGACACCUGCCAACAGGAACAUGGAUGGAUCGUGAUAAAGAAUUAAACAUGUAUGGCUGGUAAAAUAAAAAACAGUGA
This is a messenger RNA of Stylonychia lemnae, 1185 nucleotides long. Lineage: Eukaryota; Ciliophora; Spirotrichea; Sporadotrichida; Oxytrichidae. The record is from the annotation of a GenBank genome assembly.